CACGGCUACUUUCACGAGGAGGCCACGCUCUGCUCCCAGCAUCAUCCACUGCCUGGUGUCGGUGACUUUCCAGAUGACGGUGCUGAGGGACCUGGAGAAGCUGGCGGGCUGGCAUCGCAUCUCCAUCAUUUUCAUCCUCAGUGGCAUCACGGGCAAUCUGGCCAGUGCCAUCUUCCUGCCGUACCGGGCAGAGGUGGGCCCUGCCGGGUCUCAGUUCGGCUUGCUGGCCUGCCUCUUCGUGGAGCUCUUCCAGAGCUGGCAAGUGCUGGAGAAACCCUGGAAAGCCUUCCUCAACCUCUUUGGCAUCGUCCUCUUCCUCUUCAUCUGCGGCCUCUUGCCCUGGAUCGAUAACAUCGCUCACCUCUUCGGCUUCCUCAGCGGCCUCCUCCUCUCCUUUGCCUUCCUGCCCUACAUCACCUUCGGCACGGUGGACAAGUACCGCAAGCGAGCCAUGAUCAUCGUCUCCUUGCUGGUCUUCGUGGGGCUCUUCGCCUCACUGGUGGUCUGGCUCUACGUCUACCCCGUGAACUGGCGCUGGGUGGAGUAUCUCAACUGCCUGCCCUUCACCAGCAAGUUCUGUGAGAAGUACGAGCUGGAGCAGGUCCUGCACUGA
Molecule: messenger RNA, 613 nt
Organism: Merops nubicus (carmine bee-eater)
Lineage: Eukaryota; Metazoa; Chordata; Aves; Coraciiformes; Meropidae
Product: inactive rhomboid protein 2-like
Exons: 3
Coding region: 74-613 (179 amino acids)
Biological process (GO): regulation of protein secretion; regulation of epidermal growth factor receptor signaling pathway
Cellular component (GO): endoplasmic reticulum membrane
Molecular function (GO): serine-type endopeptidase activity
Source: RefSeq, a predicted model, not a curated record